AGUUGUCUCCUCUCUUACUUCCUGGUUUUUGUAUUUUGUAUAAGCCGUAAUUUUACACGUGUUUUGCAUUUGUUCAUUGUUCAAUGUGUGUGUAUUUGAUUAAAUUGUGUACGAUAAAAAGGGAAAACAGACGCAGAAAUUUUUUAUAUUAAGUUAAAUUUAAUUAUAUAUUUACCUUUAAAAAGAAGAAAGAUUGUUUAGUUUCAAUAUAUAAAAUAUUUUCAAUAGUCAUGUUUGGCCCAGGAGCUACACCGAUUGUCGUUUUGAGUCAAAACACAAAACGAGAAUCAGGCAAAAAAGUUCAAAGAGAAAAUAUUCAAGCUGGAAAGACGAUUGCAGAUAUUAUCAGAACUUGUCUAGGACCACAAGCAAUGUUGAAAAUGUUAAUGGAUCCUAUGGGCGGAAUCGUUAUGACUAACGAUGGUAAUGCCAUUUUAAGAGAAAUAACAGUUCAACAUCCAGCUGGCAAAUCAAUGAUUGAAAUAGCAAGAACUACAGAUGAAGAAGUUGGUGAUGGAACAACAUCAGUAAUUGUUUUAGCUGGCGAAAUGUUAGCGAAUGCGGAACCAUUUUUAGAACAAGGAUUGCAUCCUACUAUCAUUAUCAAAGGGUAUAAACAAGCACUUGAAGAUAUAAUUGUUGCUUUAAAUGAAAAAUUAAGUGUACCACUUGACGUUAAAAAUAGAAUAAAAUUUGCUGAAAUAAUAAAAUCUUGUGUAGGUACAAAAUUUUUAGGACAUUGGUCAGAUCUAGCUUGUCAGAUAGCACUUGAAGCAGUUGAGACAGUAGUGUUAAAUCAUAAUGAUCAUCAAGAAAUUGAUAUAAAACGUUACGUAAAGAUCGAAAAAUUGCCUGGAGGAGCAAUAGAGGAUAGUUCUGUAUUAAAAGGUGUUAUGUUAAAUAAAGAUGUAACUCAUCCAAAAAUGAAACGUUUUAUUAAAAAACCUCGUAUUGUUUUGCUAGAUUGUGCACUAGAAUAUAAGAAAGGAGAAUCACAGACGAAUUUAGAAUUGUUGAAAGAAACUGAUUUCACCAGAAUGCUAGAGUUAGAAGAAGAAUAUGUAAAGAAAAUAUGUGAAGAUAUAAUAUCUGUCAAGCCUGAUGUUCUUUUUACAGAAAAAGGCAUUUCAGAUUUAGCGCAACACUAUUUACUCAAAGCAGGAAUUUCAGCUGUACGUAGAGUUAGAAAAAGUGAUAAUAACAGAAUUGCUAGAGCUUGUCAUGCAACGAUUGUUAACCGAACAGAAGAGUUACAAGAAAGUCAUGUAGGCACUGGUGCUGGAAUUUUCGAAGUAAAAAAAAUUGGUGAUGAUUAUUUUUGUUUUAUCGUCGACUGUCAAGAUCCUAAAGCUUGUACCAUAGUUUUAAGAGGAGCUAGUAAAGAUAUUUUAAACGAAUCAGAAAGAAAUAUACAAGAUGCUCUUCAUGUAGCCAAGAAUUUAGUUUUGGAACCAAAGCUUGUACCAGGUGGUGGAGCUAUAGAAAUGUCCAUUUCACGUUUCCUUAAUGAGAAAGCAGCUGUCCUUGCUGGAAUUGAACAAUGGCCUUACAAAUCUGUUGCUCGAGCACUAGAAAUUAUUCCAAGAACCUUAGCACAAAAUUGUGGAUCUAAUACUGUUCGUGUGUUAACUGAAUUAAGAGCAGUACAUGCAGCCGGUAACACUACUUGGGGUAUAAAUGGAGAAUUUGGAGAUAUAGUUGAUAUGAAAAAAUAUGGAAUAUGGGAACCAUUGACCGUAAAACUUCAAACUUAUAAAACUGCAAUUGAAACUGCUAUACUCUUAUUAAGAAUUGAUGAUAUCGUGGCAGGAAGUAAAAAAAUAUCACCAGAAAGAGAGAACUCGACUCUGAAGCACAAUCUUACUGAAGAAUCUAUCAAGGAAUAAAUAUAUAAUAUUUUUCCAAAUAUUGUAUCUCUGAGGAAGAUUGUGUAAUAACGCAUUUUAUGCAAUAAAAUUAACUCUUUUUUUUGUAAACAAUUAACUCUAUCUUCAAGAUUUGAUUUAAUAAGAGGACUUUCUAAACGUUUCAAUUUUAUAUGAAUUUCGACAAACAUUACAAAAAUUAGUUGCUUCUCGAUAAAAAUCGAAGUGCUCCGUUUUUUAAUUCAAUAAUUUUUUUGUUAUAGGAUAAUGAUUUUUAAUUUUUACAUUA
This is a messenger RNA of Phymastichus coffea, 2154 nucleotides long. It is a transcript of the gene CCT3, whose product is annotated as T-complex protein 1 subunit gamma. Gene Ontology annotation, biological process: protein folding. NCBI's taxonomy places the organism in Eukaryota, Metazoa, Arthropoda, Insecta, Hymenoptera, Eulophidae. Gene Ontology annotation, molecular function: ATP binding; ATP hydrolysis activity; ATP-dependent protein folding chaperone. The coding region runs from base 231 to 1886 and encodes 551 amino acids. The transcript has 5 exons. Gene Ontology annotation, cellular component: chaperonin-containing T-complex. The record is from RefSeq and is a predicted model, not a curated record.